AUGUCCACGGUAGCAACCGCAUUGUCCCUAGCCGGUAACCGGACAUCCGGCGCCCCCGUCCGCACACAGAAUGUGAUGGCUGCCAGCGCAAUCGCCAACAUAGUAAAAUCCUCGCUAGGACCGGUCGGGCUGGACAAAAUGCUGGUAGAUGACAUCGGCGAUGUGACGGUUACCAACGACGGUGCAACGAUUCUGAAACUGCUCGAGGUGGAACACCCGGCCGCCAAGGUGCUGUGCGAGCUGGCUCAGCUGCAAGACGCGGAAGUAGGCGAUGGCACCACGUCGGUCGUAAUCAUCGCGGCCGAGCUGCUGAAAAAUGCCGACGAGCUGGUGAAACAGAAAAUCCACCCGACGUCCAUCAUUGCUGGGUACCGUCUGGCGUGCAAGGAAGCCUGCAAAUACAUUUCGGAACACUUGACCGCACCGGUUGACGAUCUGGGGCGCGAAACGUUGGUGAACGUGGCGAAAACAUCGAUGAGCUCAAAGAUUAUCGGUGCCGAUGCGGACUUUUUCGCUGCCAUGGUGGUCGAUGCGGCGCAGGCUGUAAAGAUCCUCGACCCCAAGGGAAACCCGGCGUACCCGAUCAAGGCAGUUAACGUGCUAAAGGCCCACGGUAAAUCCGCCCGCGAGAGUCUCCUGGUGCAGGGUUACGCACUGAACUGCACGAUCGCUUCCCAACAGAUGCCCAAGAAGAUCGUCAACGCGAAGGUCGCCUGUCUAGACUUCUCACUGCAAAAGACGAAGAUGAAGAUGGGCGUGCAAGUGCUGAUUACGGAUCCCGAGAAGCUCGAGGGUAUCCGUGCACGGGAGCUCGACAUCACGAAGGAAAAGAUCGAAAAGAUUCUGGCCACUGGCGUGAAUGUGGUACUGUGUAGCGGUGGUAUCGAUGAUCUCUGCCUGAAGUAUUUCGUCGAGGCCGGUGCUAUGGCCGUACGUCGUGUAACAAAAGCCGAUCUAAAGCGCAUUGCCAAAGCGACCGGUGCAGCCUAUCUUACCUCGCUCACGAACAUGGACGGCGAGGAGAGCUUCGAGGCCAGCUACGUCGGUGAAGCGGCGGAAGUGACACAAGAGUUCGUGUGUGACGACGAGCUGAUCUUGAUCCGUGGCCCGAAAGCCCGCACUGCUGCCUCGAUCAUUCUGCGUGGUCCGAACGAUUUCUACUGCGAUGAGAUGGAGCGCUCCAUCCAUGACGCACUGUGCGUUGCGAAGCGCGUGCUCGAGGGCAAGAAGGUGGUCGCGGGCGGUGGCUGCGUGGAAGCGGCCCUCUCGAUCUAUCUGGAAAACUUUGCCACCUCUCUGAGCUCGCGCGAGCAGUUGGCGAUCGCUGAGUUCGCGAAAUCGCUGCUGGUCAUUCCGAAAACGCUGGCCGUCAACGCGGCCAAGGAUGCGACGGAUUUGGUGGCCAAGCUCCGUGCCUAUCACAACUCUAGCCAAACGGUGGUCGACCACGCGCAGCUGAAGUGGUACGGCCUCGAUCUGAUCGAGGGCGUCGUGAAGGACAACAAGAAGGCGGGCGUGCUUGAGCCGGCGAUGUCGAAAAUCAAAUCGUUGAAGUUCGCAACCGAGGCAGCGAUCACGAUCCUGCGAAUCGACGACAUGAUCACCCUCAAUCCCGAAGAAAAGGGUGGAAAGAACUACGGUGACGCUUGUGCGGCUGGUGAGCUGGAUGGUUAGAAGAGCACCGAUCCUCACGAUCAAUCGACCGCAAUGUCGCCUUCAGCAGCAGCAGCAUCACCAUCAGCAUUGCUACGUACUUUAAGCUUACCUUAACAUAUGUUCAUUUCAAGCCGCGCCAUACUACGGCGAGCGGGGCACUCUUAUUGCACCUCUUCGUUUUCAUCUCCAAGCUACUAACACUCGCCGACGUAUCAUCAUUAUUCACUCGAUCACACUACACCGGUAACCCCUGAGACUCAUGUUACACUUACGAACAAUUAAUGAGUUUCAUAUGUGCGCAUUUUUUCCUUCCUUCUGGGACGGUACAGAA
Molecule: messenger RNA, 1987 nt
Organism: Anopheles nili
Lineage: Eukaryota; Metazoa; Arthropoda; Insecta; Diptera; Culicidae
Gene: CCT1
Product: T-complex protein 1 subunit alpha
Exons: 2
Coding region: 1-1674 (557 amino acids)
Biological process (GO): protein folding
Cellular component (GO): chaperonin-containing T-complex
Molecular function (GO): ATP-dependent protein folding chaperone; ATP hydrolysis activity; ATP binding
Source: RefSeq, a predicted model, not a curated record